AUGUCCCUAAGUCUCCUGUGGCUGGGCCUCACCCUGCUGUGGGCCCCACAGACCCAGGCCCAGAGGCCUAACCUUAUCCCAGCCCCACCUCUGCUCAAGGUCCCUCUGCAACCUGACUUCCAGGAUGACCAGUUCCAGGGGAAGUGGUAUGUCCUCGGCCUGGCGGGGAAUGCUGUUACGAAAGAAGAACAAGGCCAGUUCAAGAUGUACACCACUACCUAUGAGCUGAAAGAAGAUGGUAGUUACAACGUCACCUCCACCCGGCUUGUGAAUAAGAAAUGUUUCCACUGGAUCAGAACUUUUGUCCCAAGUUUCCAGCCAGGCCAGUUCAACUUGGGCAGCAUUAAGAAUUUCCAAGGUGUGCAGAGUUACACAGUGCGUGUGGCAGCCACCAACUACAACCAGUAUGCCAUAGUGUUCUUCAAGAAGGUUUUCAACAAUCAAGAGUACUUCAAGACCACCCUCUAUGGGAGAACCAAGGAACUGACCCCUGAGCUGAAGGAGAACUUCAUUCGCUUUGCCAAGUCUCUGGGCCUCACAGAUGACCACAUCAUCUACCCUGUUCCAAUUGGUAAUGGCCAGUCGGGAGAAGCAGAAGGGGACAUGAGGACUGUCCAGGCCUGUGCUGCCACCCAGAGAAAGGGGUUAGUUGGGGCCUGCCCAGACGGGAGUUUCUUCUGGUUCGGCUCUCAGUGCCCUGAGCUACCUCUCCCCUUAUCCUGGGUCCUGCUGUCCUGA
Molecule: messenger RNA, 738 nt
Organism: Chrysochloris asiatica (Cape golden mole)
Lineage: Eukaryota; Metazoa; Chordata; Mammalia; Afrosoricida; Chrysochloridae
Gene: LCN2
Product: lipocalin 2
Exons: 6
Coding region: 1-738 (245 amino acids)
Molecular function (GO): small molecule binding
Source: RefSeq, a predicted model, not a curated record